This is a messenger RNA of Perkinsus marinus ATCC 50983, 2491 nucleotides long. Its product is annotated as replication factor C subunit, putative. Gene Ontology annotation, molecular function: DNA clamp loader activity; DNA binding; DNA-directed DNA polymerase activity. The coding region runs from base 1 to 2490 and encodes 829 amino acids. The record is from RefSeq and is a predicted model, not a curated record. Gene Ontology annotation, cellular component: nucleus; DNA replication factor C complex; DNA polymerase III complex. Gene Ontology annotation, biological process: DNA replication; DNA repair. Lineage: Eukaryota; Perkinsozoa; Perkinsida; Perkinsidae. The transcript is spliced from 29 exons.
AUGCAGAAGAAGGCGAAGUUCACAUAUGACACUGCGGCUGGAGUCGAUUUCGCCUUCAGAGUUGCCCAAUCACCGUCACCGCCAGUGGGUGGGAGAACGAAAGGAAUACCUCCACGAAUUGAAUCCAAAAAGGAGCAUAAGAACCAGGGUGGAAAGGAUGUCAAGUCGAAGGCUGAUAUCAACAGUAUUGCAGCAUUUUUUGGAGCAGGAGGAGCUGCAUCGAAAUCCAAGUCUGCGAUGGCGAAGUCCCCCGCUCCGAUAUCACUGGGGAGUAGUUCCGAGGAUGGCUCAACGGGUCGGCCUAAGUCGGCGAAGAAGAGAAAGCAUUCGCCGGCCACACCGCCGAAGUCCUCAGCUAAGGUGAGGAAGCAGCAUAGGAGUCCGGCGCCGAAAUCAGCCGCAUCGGCGAAAGCGAGAAAAGGAGCAUCCCCUAAGCCUCGCAAGUCGGCGAAGUCGCCGCCACCAGCAGUGACGGAUGAGAAGCCUUUCAAUGGAAAGACGCUUGUCUUUACCGGCAAUUUGGAGCGGCUUGAGCGAGACUUGGCAGUGACUAAAGCGAAGCUAGCUGGCGCAAAGGUCACCACGGCAGUCUCUGGGCGUACGACGUAUCUAGUAGUAGGGUCAGUAUUGGAGGAUGGUCGACCUAUUGAGGAAGGCUCUAAGUUCAAAAAGACGCAAGAGUUGAGGGCAGCAGGGAAGCCGGGACCUAGUUUGUUGCAAGAAAGUGAAUUCAUAGAGAAACUUCAGAAAGCGGGGCUUAUGAAGGCUGGCAAUGUCGCGGUGGAGCAAGUGAAAGUCACUGUUGAUGCGAUCAAGCCGACAUCGUCACGAAAAGACGGCAGUAGUGGUGGCGAUGUGAAGGGAAUCCUAUGGACGGAAAAAUAUAAGCCUCGCACGCUGAAGGAUUUGGUAGGGAACAACGCACCUAUCACCAAGUUGAGAACAUGGUUACAGGACUGGGAAAAGGUGCAUGUUCAUGGACAAAAGAAACCGGUGACAUUCAGAGGGCGUGGGGUACCGGAGAAUGUGAAUGCCAAGGCAGUUUUGGUCUCGGGCCCACCUGGUAUAGGCAAAACCACGGCAUGUCGCCUUGUCGCUCGAGAACUGGGUUAUAUGCCGAUGGAGUUCAACGCCUCCGAUCAACGCAACAAGGCGACUGUUGAUAAUCUGGCUUCAGGACUGGCGACCAAUGCGGUUAUCGGACAGAACUACUCACUCAAGCAGAAGCCGUGUUUGGUUAUGGACGAGGUGGACGGCAUGUCUGGAGGGGACAGAGGAGGAGGAGCGGCACUUAUUCAACUCAUUAAGAAGAGCAAGAUGCCAGUUAUGUGUAUCUGCAACGACAGGAUGAGCACUAAGGUGCGCUCCUUGGCUAACUCCUGUUAUGACAUCCGCUUUACGAAGCCAACGGGAGCUCAGUGUAGCCAACGAGUGGCGGCUAUAGCAAAGUCUGAGGGAGUUCAUGUUGAUACGGACGCUAUGGCGAUGCUGGCGGAACAGCUCGGUGGGGAUAUGCGCCAGAUAAUCAACAAUCUAGAGAUGCUCAGUCUGGCUGCGGAGUCGGGUAAGGCCGCAACGGUAUCGGUUGGUACUCGUGGUGGGGGGAAGGACGUGCAGAAUAUGCUAAGUCCUUUUGAUGUGUGCAAGACCCUCCUUACUUCGACAAUGGCACGGCGUUUGUCCUUUAAAGAGCGGAGUGAUAUGUAUUAUGUAGACUAUGAUUUGAUUCCUUUAUUAAUGCAGCAGAACUACAUCAAAUGUGUUGAGAAUGUGGUUGGGCCGGCAAGCACUCGGGCCUUGGCUGGCAUUGCCAAGGCUGCCGACCUCAUGAGCGAGGCGGAUAUGAUAUCCACAGCUGUUAGGAGCGGUCAGGAAUGGACGCUACUGCCCUCGCACUGCGUCCUUUCAACUGUGGGCCCAUCUUUCUACUGUAACAACUUCAUCGGCUUUCCGGAGUUUCCUCAGUGGUUGGGAGCGAACUCCACUACUACCAAGAACGCUCGACUGGUUCGCGAACUUCGUGGUAUGCUGUCACAGACGACAUCAAUGUCUGCCCGAGAUCUUCGAACUUCGGGCUAUAUGGACCUGCUUUAUGACAGUAUUUUGCAGCCGUUGAAGAACGGCAAGGAGGACACUCACGCUUCGGUGGCUAGCUGUAUUCAACUGCUUGAUCAACUGGGUGUGUCGAAGGAUGGAGUGUUGGAGUGCCUUACAGAUCUAAGACUGCCAACACAACCUGAUGAAUACAAGACGAUUGAUGCUAAGACGAAAAGUGCUCUCACACGGAGUUACAACAAAGGAGCACACAAGUCCAAGGUGCUGUUGCCGGGCAGUGCGCCCAAUAUGUUCAAAGUUAAAGGAGCUGGUACCGCGAAAGGGUCGAAGGGAAGGAAGUCAGCGGCAGUAGCGGGGUCGCAAGACGAUGAACAAGUUACGGUGGACGAGGAAGAUAAAGAAGCCGAAGAUCCCCGAAUGGCUGGGAUAGUCUAAU